CUCUAGAAUUUACAAGAUGCCCAUCUCUAUAUUAAUAAAAGAAAAACGCGAAAACACAUAGAGAAAAGAAAAGAAAAUAAAUACAUACAUAUGUCUACUGCGAAAGUCUUCGUUGGCAGCCUGCCGUCUGGCUGCAAACCGGACGAGCUCAGACGCCUCUUUUCAAACUAUGGAGCUGUCGUUGAGGCAGAUGUUAUGAAUCGAUGUGGAUUCGUACAUUUAGAGACUUCCGACAUGGCCGAUGCAGCCAUAGCGGCCCUCAAUGGAACACUGUUCAAAGGAGUUUCAAUUGUGGUUGAAGCAGGCAGGCCAAAAGAAAGAAGCAGAAAUGGAGCCGGCAGUCGUGUCCCGCCAAGUGUCGGUGGUGGCUCGGGACGCAGAUCCUUGGAAGGUCAAGGAGCUGCAUCCAACAACAGGCGCGAUGGUGGUGGGAGCGGAGGUGGUAGAUAUGGCAAUGAAGGUGGAUUCAACUCGAGUGGCAAUCAGUUUGGGCCCAUAAGGAAUGAGACAAAUUUUAGACAGCAGCGGAAUGCACCAUACAGCAAGGGACCACCACCCCAGCAGACUUCGAACGAGUCCUCUCAAGGAUAUAGGAACAAAUUCAGUGUGGGAAGCAAUGGAGGGGCUAGUAGCGGUGGUAGAAACGGUGAUGGUGGUCGCUUUGGCAGCAACCGGUUUCAACACAGGGAUAAUAAUGACGGGCCGGGAUCUAGCAAUGCCAAUAGAGGAGCUCCCCAAGGGCCCCUUGGCCCCAGGAGGAACAUCAAAAAUAGUCCGUCUAGUAACAAUGACUUUCUUGCUGGAAGCUCUAGCUUUAACAAUCCGAGGGGGGGCACAGGUGUGGGUCCAGCGCAUAGUGUAAGGCAAGAUCGUCGUGGUUUCGCCUUGCCAGUGGAGCAACAGCAAAUGACCUUCGGUGUACAGCAAAAUCGCUUUCGCAAUGGCAGCAGCACUGGCAAUCGCAAUAGUUCAGGAGUGAACGGUGCUGAUCCGCAAGGUAGACGUGGGAGCUACAAUGACCGCGGUGGAUUUAACGCUAGACGUGGUGCAGCCAACAAUGAGCACAAUAGACCACAGCGUCAAGGAGGCGACUCCAACAAGCCCGGAGGAGCAGAUCGACACGAUCACAGUGCAUAUCAAACAGAGUUUCCUCCGCUGGGAGGAAGGCAAGAAGGCGGCCGUGGGGGAGGGACAGUGCAUCGAAACCGCUUCAACGGGCCCAGACCUGGACCAAAUAACAUGGGCGGAAAUAGAAGAUUUUGAAGAGCUGCAAAGUAAUUAAUACCGUUUGCAACCCAUAGGCAACUCAAAUGAAUAUUGUAAUAGCCAAAUUUUGUUUUCCAUUGUCUCGUGCGCCUUCACCCGAAUUACCCUUAUUUAAUUUAAGUUUCCUUUUUUCAUUCACCCUGAUGCAGUACUUUUAAGGCCACAUCAACAGUAUAUGUAUUUGUUAUCUGUAGCUAAGAUUGUUACAAUAUUUACUGCAAUACUUAAAUAAUCAUAUAAAUUAUGUGCAACUAGA
Messenger RNA from Drosophila pseudoobscura, 1522 nucleotides. Its product is annotated as hyphally regulated cell wall protein 1. The transcript has 5 exons. The record is from RefSeq and is a predicted model, not a curated record. Lineage: Eukaryota; Metazoa; Arthropoda; Insecta; Diptera; Drosophilidae. The coding region runs from base 91 to 1263 and encodes 390 amino acids. Gene Ontology annotation, cellular component: nucleus. Gene Ontology annotation, molecular function: mRNA binding.